UCAUCCGGAACGCCAGCCGGAACCGGGAAGUGAGUCUGUUGUGAGCUGGGCUCUUCCUGCUUGUUGACAUGUCGAGCCGUGCUGGUCCGGACCGAGCCGGGCCGGGACUCCGGUCCUCUGCGGUGCUCCUGCUGCUGCUGACGGGUCUGAUCGGGCCGGUCCGAGCCGUGUCCGAACGGGGGAAAUGGACCGUGGACAUCGACAGCGAGACUCCGAGGAAGCAGAUCUUCUUCACGAAAACUCUCUUCAACAACUCCUUCAUCCGCAUCAAAUUAGAAAACUGUACCUCGACGGUCCAGCUCAACGUGUCCUGGUACCUGAGGAACUCGCACUGCUACGACGAAGUCUUCAGCCUCAACGCGACGAGAGCGGCGGGUUACUUCGGCUCCAAGGACGUCCUGCCAGGUGGAGGAAGUGGAUAUUAUGUUUUUCACCAAUAUCCUGCCAUCGAGUGCAAACAGAACCCCAACAUGUUUGGCCUGGAAGUCUUUGACAAGGAAAGACGGCUGACAGAGGUGCAACAACAACAACAACAACAACAACAACAACAGCCGCCCACUGAGAAGACCCCAGGCAGGAGGAGGAGAGACGUGGUGCAUCCAGAGCCAAAGCCGGCUGCAGUUCAAAAAGAAGGAGCUCGAGCAGAAGCAGGAAAAGUUAAAACGACACACUUCGAUGCCGUGGCUAAGACCUGGGAGGACGGACCGUACAUGUUCAUCCUGAACGUCGGAGAAGUCAAAGUCAAAGACAAGGACCAAGCCCCCGACCCGGCCAAACCGCGACCACACUGGUCUCUACAGCUCCAGAUCAGCAUGAUCGGUCCUCAUGAAUACAUAUCAGCCUCUGAGUGGCCUCUGAUGGUGUUCUACAUGGUGAUGUGCAUCAUGUACGUGCUGCUGGCGGUGUUGUGGUUGGUCCUGUCGGCGUGUUACUGGAGGGAUCUGCUCAGGAUCCAGUUCUGGAUCGGGGGCGUCAUCUUCCUGGGCAUGCUGGAGAAAGCCGUUUACUACGCCGAGUUCCAGAGCAUCCGAUACGACGGCCUGUCAGUGCACGGGGCGGUGGUGUUCGCCGAGGCGCUCUCAGCCGUGAAGAGGACUCUUGCCAGAGUGUUGGUGAUCAUUGCCAGUCUGGGAUACGGCAUCGUCAAGCCCAGACUCGGAGCGUUGCUGCACAGAGUUGUCGGCGUCGGUCUGCUGUACUUGAUCUUCUCCAUCAUCGAGGGGAUCCUUCGAGUCAACGCCGAUCGAGGCGACAACACGAGCAGUACACUUUUGUGUGAAAUAGUGCUGGCCUUCACUGACUCCUGUAUUGUCUGGUGGAUCUUCGUGAGUCUGGCUCAGACGAUGAAGCUGCUGAAGCUGAGGAGGAACGUGGUGAAGCUCUCGCUCUACAGACACUUCACCAACACGCUCAUCUUCGCCGUCAUAGCGUCUGUCAUCUUCAUCAUCUGGACCACAAAGACCUUCAGGAUGUCGAAAUGCCAGUCUGACUGGAGGGAGCUGUGGAUCGUCGACGCCUUCUGGCGCUUCUUGUUCUCCAUCAUCUUAUUGGCCAUCAUGUUCCUAUGGCGACCGUCAGCCAAUAACCAGAGAUACGCCUUCAGUCCUCUGCUGGACGAAGAGAGCGAGGAAGAGGAGAAGGAGCCCAUGAUGAACGAGGCCUUCGAGGGGAUGAAGAUGAGGGGCAUGAAGAACGAGAGCAACGGUUCAGCCAAGGUCAACAAAGUGGAUGAGGAUCUGAAAUGGGUCGAGGAGAACAUCCCUUCAUCUAUGGCCGACGUCGCUCUGCCGCCCCUGCUGGACUCUGACGAGGAAACCUUGACGACCAAGUUCGAGAUGUCUAAGAUGGAGUAAAGCCGAAGAGAAAGACGGACGAAUGGAGGGAACAUGGACGGAUGAAUAAAAGAGAGAGAUGUCUGAUGUGUGGAGGUAUAGAUGAACUGACAGAUGAACGAGGGAACGCAGAGAAGAACGAGUGUUUGCUUUACGAGACGGUGGCGUCGGUAUGUGAUUCAAUCCCUGAAUUUAUGAGCUUUGUAAGCCUUGACUGUACAUACACUGGGAGAAAUAUCGAUCACAGCGGCACACAGAACCUUUUUAUUUUUUAUUUUUAUUGCCUGUUUGUAUUUAUAUUUCUAUAUAUAUAAAUAUAAAUCUAUAUAUAUACAGUAUAUUUUGACAGAUUUGAUGUUGAGGUUCUCUGCUUUAGAGCGGCUCGCUUGCCUUUUCACUGUUUACAUGCAGAAAUGUGAUUAUUAUAAUUCUGUUUUUCCAACGUUGCCUCCUCAGACGUGUUUGUCUGUUUGUUGUACUUGUCACAGUUUGGUUUUUUAUGUUGGUGGACUGACCCGACCUGUUUGAUCCGGAUCUUUUCCACCUGUAGAGAAAAAUAUGGAUGUAAAUGUGAAUUAUUAUUUCGUUCUUUGGUUUUGGAGUUUUGGACGUUCGUCAAUGAAUUUUUGGUUUUGGAUCCAGCACAAUUUGAAUCAUUAAUGUUACAGACUAUCUGCUGCAUCUGGCUAAUUAAAAUCAAGAUCUUUAAUCAACUUUGAUGACACUCACCGGUUUCACGUCUCUUUACGUCAUUUUUGAUGACGAUGUUUGUUCAGACGACAGACCGUCCCUGUUGUACAUAUCGUUGGGUAUAGUUGGGUUUACAUGUGCUCUAAUGUUCCACCAAUAAUCAGAAUAAUCAGAAUAAUUAGAAUAAUCAUGCUUCAUGUAACCAACUCGAUCAGAAGAUGUUAAACCUUUAAAUAAUGUGAGAAAAACAGGAAGAUGUCGUCUCACUGCGGUUGGAAUAAGUCUCAGCCCCUCAUAGGGUUAUGAAUAGCAUUUAUACUUCUGAGGGGUAUAAAUCCGUAGCGUGAAACAUAAUCCGCUCCUUCUGGUUUCUGCAAAAUAAAAGCCCUCGACAGACACACUCCGUAACUGCUCAUCAGAGGGAACUUAAGUUGAUUUGAUGCUCUAAUCAGGACAUCAUGACACCAACAGGCCGUUGUUGAUCGUCGGUUGCUGAACUGAUGGUUGAGGCAGCUUGAAAAAGAGCCCUGAUUGGCUGUUCAGCUAAAUCCAUUCUAGUUUUUAUUAUAUUAAUUUUUAUCCAUGCUCGCACCGCGGCCUCCAGGGCUCAACGACUGGAUGGAUUGUUUCAUUUUGUAAAGACAUGGAAGUUUCCCAAAAUAUUAAUCCAGACUUUUACUGAAAUAUCUCAACAACUAUUGUAUUGGUGUCCAUGAAGAUGGGUGUAGAUAUCCCAUGAUGCUCCCUGUCCAAACACAAACUAUAUCAGCAUUACAACAGGUGAACACUCGAGCCGUGAAUCCAACAACGUCAGUUAAAGCAUUGAAACUCCAACAAUUCAAUUUAUGUAGCGUCAUAAGAAAAGUUAUCUCAUGACACUGAAACAGAAACCUGUUAAAAGAAAGUCUCCAAGUCUUUUUGAAACUGAUUCAGAAAUCAGAUCUUCCAGUUUCUGUACAAACAUUUGCUACAGAAGACAUAAAAGUCCCGUAACCACAGUACUGACAAAUCCCAAGUAUGAUCUUGUAUAUGACAAUAUACCAACAUGUCGCUAAACCAGACCGUCGUACCCGAGCGUCAAGCUCACCUCGAGGCCGAGGGAAACACGACAUCAGCCAGACAGUUGUUUGACGGAGUGAGGCUCGGUGGACCAGGAGGAAUCUUUCUGGUUUUAAAUGAAACGUCUCAACAACUGUUGAAUGGGUUGCCAUGGACUAGAACUAUUUUCAUAUCCAAAGCUUAGACCCACAGAGCUUGCCCGUCUGUGUACGUAUCCGUCACCCGUCUGCUGUCUUUAUCCGCUUGGUUACUUGUACACACACAGCCUCAUGUAGUGUUUUCUAUGGCCGCAGCCAUUAUCGCUUUGUGUGUCCACAUGGACAUAUAGACUACACCGUGUGUGUGUGUGUGUGUGUGUGUGUGUGUGUGUGUGUGUUCCAGCCUGUCUGAAUGGACUAAACGCUCCAUACAUCAUCCAGCCCAGCCGCAGGGUAAAGUCCACUCUGCCUGUCUGCUCGCUGUUAUCGGGAACAUCAGAUGAAAUGUUUGGAGGCCUUCACGAUAAAAGGGUUAGUUCGGUUAUUUGAAGGCUGACGAGGUACUGAUCGGACAGGAGCAGCAAUAGUCAUAUUUAAAAUAUCUUCAUGGAGACUGAAGAUUCAAACAGCUCUUCCUGACUAACCAAAGCAGUUACAGCAGACUUCAUUGACCAUCGUAAAGAGAACACGGGAGUUUCUGGUCUGCAACGGUGGACCAGCAACCCCCAUGUUCUCCGAGGUAAAUUGCUGUUUUUGUCAAUUAAGCCUGGAGGGUUGAAAGCGAGCAUUGAGCGGUUCAGUUUCCCGACGGAAAGAGCUGUGGUAACGAUGAAGCAGCGACACGUUCCAGCAGAACUGUGGCUGCUGGAGAUGAUCGCAGUUGUUCUAGAUGUUUGGGAUCCAAAUCUGAGCAACGUUACCAAA
Messenger RNA from Larimichthys crocea (large yellow croaker), 4483 nucleotides. It is a transcript of the gene tmem87a, whose product is annotated as transmembrane protein 87A. The coding region runs from base 69 to 1853 and encodes 594 amino acids. Lineage: Eukaryota; Metazoa; Chordata; Actinopteri; Sciaenidae. Gene Ontology annotation, cellular component: membrane; Golgi apparatus. The transcript is spliced from 21 exons. The record is from RefSeq and is a predicted model, not a curated record. Gene Ontology annotation, biological process: retrograde transport, endosome to Golgi.